Aaosphaeria arxii CBS 175.79 is the source of this 2918-nucleotide messenger RNA. RefSeq names its product D-xylulose 5-phosphate/D-fructose 6-phosphate phosphoketolase. Gene Ontology annotation, biological process: carbohydrate metabolic process. The record is from RefSeq and is a predicted model, not a curated record. The transcript has 2 exons. Gene Ontology annotation, molecular function: aldehyde-lyase activity. Lineage: Eukaryota; Fungi; Ascomycota; Dothideomycetes; Pleosporales. Bases 328 to 2772 code for a protein of 814 amino acids.
AUAAGGAGAGCACUAUUUUGAGGCACCCAGCUAUAAUCACAAGUAACCAAUUCACUAAUAUGCUCAAUUAAAGUGUCCUGACUGCAGGUCCUAUCUGAGGGCUCUCGUCUUUCUUUGCACUCGUGCAUAUCUUCCUAUGUUCCUUUCUCCGCCUUUCAAUAGCAACUUAUAUCAAUCGACUACGUCAAACACUUUGUAGCGCGCCUACAGCUUUUGUGAAGACCCUCUUACUUUCCGCCACAUCCGACACAUCUCAAAGUUAUAGAUAUUAAACCACGGCAUCUAAAUUCCAGAUUGGUUCCCAUUUACCCCAACUACACUAUCAGAAUGGCUCCAUCUGUGGAAAAGACAAGCGACGACCUCAACAAUCUGAGCAUCUCUCCGUUCGGACAGGCCAGAUCAACAGUCGAAGGACAGCCACUGGACAAUGAAGAGAUUCGCAAGAUGACAGAUUAUUUCCACGCAACCCUGUACCUAUGUCUAGGGAUGAUCUACCUUAAAGAAAACCCUCUGCUUCGAGAGCCGCUGAAGGUCGAGCAUCUCAAGCGCCGAUUGCUCGGUCAUUGGGGAUCUGACGCCGGACAAAGCUUCACAUACAUCCACAUGAAUCGUCUCAUCAAGAAAUACGACCUCAACGCUAUAUUCAUUUCUGGGCCUGGACACGGUGCACCCGCCGUUCUCUCCAACUCUUACCUUGAGAGCGUAUAUUCUGAAGUCUACCCGGACAAGAGCGAGGACAUUAAUGGCAUGAGGAGGUUCUUCAAGUAUUUCUCAUUUCCAGGCGGAAUCGGAUCGCAUGCAACGCCCGAGACUCCUGGAAGUUUACACGAGGGCGGUGAGCUCGGGUAUUCCAUCUCACAUGCUUUCGGUACUGUCUUCGAUCAUCCAGAGCUAAUCGCAUUAACGAUGGUCGGUGACGGUGAGAGCGAGACAGGCCCGUUGGCAACAAGCUGGCAUUCAACAAAGUUCUUGAACCCGAUCACCGAUGGUGCUGUGCUGCCUGUCCUCCAUCUCAAUGGAUACAAAAUCAACAACCCUACCCUCCUUGCUCGUGUGAGCCACAAGGAGCUCGAGUCGCUCUUCAUAGGAUACGGCUGGACGCCUUACUUCGUCGAGGGAGAUGAUCUGCCUACGAUGCAUCAAGCCAUGGCGGCUACCAUGGAGAAAUGUAUCAACGAGAUCAAAGAGUAUCAGAAGAAGGCUCGCGAGACUGGAAAAGCAUUCAGACCACGCUGGCCUAUGAUUGUCCUUCGAACUCCUAAGGGUUGGACCGGUCCUCGAAAGCUAGGAGACCAUUUCCUGGAAGGUUUCUGGCGCUCGCAUCAAGUUCCGAUUCCUGACGUCUUGAAAGACUCGUCGAAGCUCAAGACCCUCGAAGAGUGGAUGCGUAGCUACGGGCCCGAGAGACUUUUCGACGAAUCGGGCGCUAUUGUUCCUGAGCUGAAAGAGCUGGCUCCGACUGGAUUGAGCAGAAUGAGUGCCAAUCCGAUCGCCAAUGGCGGCAUUCUUCGACGUAAACUACACGUUCCCGAUUUCCGUGAUUAUGCUAUUGAAGUUAAAUCGGGUGGAAUUGAAAACUUAGGUAGUAUGGCGAACUGCGCCAAGUUCUUGAGGGAUAUCAUCAAGAACAAUCCCAAACACUUCCGACUCUUCGGUCCUGACGAGACGGAGUCGAACAAGCUCGGCGGGGUCUAUGAAGCUGGCAAGAAAGUAUGGCUUGGGGAGUAUUUUGAAGAGGACGCAGAUGGGGGCAAUCUUGCCUUGGAGGGUAGAGUAAUGGAAAUGCUCUCAGAACACACUGUUGAAGGUUGGUUGGAAGGCUACAUCCUUUCCGGCCGCCAUGGUCUGCUCAACAGUUACGAACCAUUUGUUCAUAUCAUUGAUUCCAUGGUUAACCAGCACUGCAAAUGGAUCGAGAAGUGCCUCGAGGUGGAGUGGCGCGUCAAGGUCGCAUCAUUGAACAUCCUACUCACCUCAACUGUCUGGCGCCAGGACCAUAACGGCUUCACCCAUCAAGACCCUGGCUUCAUCAGCGUGGUCUGCGAUAAGAGCCCUGAAGUCGUCCGAAUCUACCUUCCCCCAGACGCGAACUGCCUCCUCAGCGUAGCCAACCACUGUCUCCGCAGCUCAAAUUACGUCAACGUGAUCAUAGCCGACAAGCAAGAGCACCUCCAAUUCCUCAACAUGGAACAAGCCAUCGCCCACUGCAGCAAAGGCGUCGGCAUCUGGGACUGGGCCAGCAACGACCAAGGCGAAGAGCCGGACGUCGUGAUGGCAUCCUGCGGCGACGUCUCGACGCACGAAGCCCUCGCCGCGACUGCCCUCCUCCGCCAACACAUCCCCAACAUCAAAGUCCGCUUCGCCAACGUCGUCGACCUCUUCAAACUCAUCCCCGCAGCCGAGCAUCCCCACGGCCUGUCAGACCGCGAGUACGCAGCCAUAUUCACAGACAACAAGCCCGUCAUAUUCAACUUCCAUUCCUACCCCUGGCUUGUCCACCGCUUGACGUAUAAGCGUCAGGGUCAAGAUCACUUGCACGUCAAGGGGUAUAGGGAAAAGGGGAACAUUGACACCCCGCUUGAGCUGGCUAUCAGGAAUGAGACUGAUCGCUUCAGCCUCGCCAUCGCUGCUAUUGAUCAAUUGACUGGGUAUGGAAACAAAGCUGCUGCUGCGAGAGAAGCGUUGCUCAAUCAGCGCAUCAAGGCGAAGAAUUAUGCUUUCCACGAGGGCUUGGAUCCUGAGGAAUUGACUAAAUGGGUUUGGCCGUAUUAGCUCCAGGCAUUGAGGCUCCUCUUCGUCUGUAUUAUAUUGUAUGGGGUAAUAUUUGGUAUUGCGGUAGUUAAUCGAAGUCCUCAAAUGAAGGAUUAUGGUAUGAUUUCACGACCAUAUUGCAUAAGGAAUGAAUAUACAUAAUCGCC